Molecule: messenger RNA, 3600 nt
Organism: Anisakis simplex (herring worm)
Lineage: Eukaryota; Metazoa; Nematoda; Chromadorea; Rhabditida; Anisakidae
Source: the annotation of a GenBank genome assembly
GUGCACAUAACGGGAUUUCGUAGUUAUUUGGAAACAAUAGUGGAUGAUUUCUCACCUAGACACAACGUUGUUGUCGGGCGUAAUGGAAGUGGGAAGAGUAAUUUCUUCUUAGCGAUUCAAUUUGUACUUUCGGACGAAUUCAGUCAUUUGCGCUCAGAUCAUCGACAAGGACUCAUUCAUGAGGGAACCGGUGAAAAAGUUUCAACCGCCCGAGUUGAGAUCGUUUUCGAUAAUAUGGAUAGACGAAUUGUCGCGGUGGAUGCCAACGAGGUACGUGUGGGACGUCAAGUCAGCUUCAAGAAGGAUCAAUAUUUUAUCGAUUCAAAAAUCGUCUCAAGGAGUGAUGUGGUUAACCUGAUGGAGUCUGCUGGCUUCUCGCGCUCGAAUCCUUAUUAUAUCGUGAAGCAAGGAAAAAUCAAUGAAUUGGCAACCUCGCCAGACUCACACCGACUCAAAUUGCUCAGAGAGGUAGCUGGCACUCGUGUCUAUGAUGAACGCAAAGAGGAAAGUUUAAAGAUUCUUCGUGAAACGAGUGCGAAGAGCGAGAAAAUUGAAGCGUUGUUGGCCUAUAUCGAGGAACGUUUGAAGACUUUGGAAGAAGAGAAAGAAGAUCUAAAGGAGUAUCAAAAAUGGGAUAAAAUGAAAAGAUCAAUUGAGUAUACGAUAUACGAUAAUGAAGUGAAGGAGGCUCGUAAAAAGCUGGAUAAACUAGCUGAACAACGAGAAGAGCUGAACACAAGACAAAGCAAGGUGACCAAUGACCUGCUGAAUGCACAAAAUAGCUCAUUGAAAGCGCAAGCUGAGCAGCGCAAACUCGAGGCCCGUUUCAAGGGAAUGCGCGAAGAGAAGGAGGCGUUGCUCGGUGAACAGACCGAGCGAUUCCAAAAGAAAACUGAACUCGAACUUCGUAUCAAGGAUCUACGUGAAGAUGUUGAAAAAGAACGGUCGGGAAGAGAUAAAGCGGAAGAUGUGCUGAAUAAACUGAAAGCGGAUAUCCAAGCAAAAGAAGAGGAGCUGAACGAUAUUGCACCAAAAUAUAACGCGCUCGUCGAAGAUGCUGCAAAACUUAGCACUGACAUUCGAAUUUCGGAACAGCGAUGCAAAGAGUUGUACGCGAAGCAAGGCCAUAAAGACCAAUACAAAACAGUCGAAGAGCGUGAUAAGGUGCUGAACAAGGAGAUUCGUUUCUACGAUCGGCAGUUGGCCGAUACAGAAGACCAGAUCGGCGAAAUUGAACGGAGUUUGCACGAUGAAGAGCAAGAGGAGGAACAGCUCAAUCAACAGAUUAUGGCACUUGGUCUUCGAGCCGAAGAGUGCGUUGAUCAGAUGUCGACCAUCAAUCACAAAAUGGCCGAUUUACGUCGACAGCUGGAUCAAGCGGCUAUCCGACAACAAGAGGCGGCUCGUGAUGAGAAAAGCGCUCGUGACAAUGUUGAGGCUAUCAAAGUGGAGGUGGCACAGGCCGAACAAGAUCUUCGGAAGAUGACCGCUAAGUCGGUUAUGAACGGAGUUGAUAGUGUGCGACGUGUUCUGCAACACUUUCGAGAGCACAAUCGUAACGGGCAAUACGACGCAAUUUUGAAUGGAUAUCACGGCACCCUGUUGGAUCUGUUCAAAUGUGACAGUGUAUACUUCUCGGCGGUUGAGGUUACGGCUGGCAAUCGUUUGUUCUAUCAUGUUGUGGAUGAUGAUCGAAUCGCGAUGAAAAUCUUGAAAGAGGUAAAUAGUCAAAAGAUGAUGGGUGAAGUGAACUUCUUCCCGCUAAAUCGACUGAUCGCUAAGGCAAGGAAAGAGACCGUUGAUUCGGAAGGGCGCCCGUUGAUUGACUCACUGCAGUACCAAGAAAUGUACGACGUGGUCUUUAGACACGUUUUUGGUGGCACAGCGAUUGUGCGAAAUAUGGAAGCCGGAAAUCGUAUAGCCAGGAAUGAGGGUUUUGACUGUGUUACGUUCGAUGGUGAUCAAGUAAGUAGACGUGGCGCAAUGACUGGUGGUUAUUUGGAUGUGAAGCGAUCGCGUUUGGAGUUACAGUCAACCGUAAGGAAACUUCUCGAGCAGAAACAAGAUAUUGAGGAAUCGUUGGAUAAUGCAAUCCGAAAGAAUAAUGAGAAAACGGCCGAAGUGGAAAAACUUCGAAUGGAAGGCGACAGUCUUGAGCGAGAAGUAUCUGCUCUCAGGAAUGAACACAACAUUGCUGCUGAAAAGAAACGCUACUUAUCGCAACAAUUGCAGCAAAGUUUGAAGAGUAGAGAGCCGAAGGUCGCACAGUGUGUAACGUUAAAGAAUCGCAUUCGCGAAAUGCAAGCGAAUAAAGAGAAUCUACAAAGACAAAUUGGAACACCUUUGCUAUCGUCGAUAUCGGCUGAAGAGCAAACAAUGCUAAAUGAUUUACAGGCCGAAGUAAAGGAGAAGAAACUUCGGCUGGAAGACGUGGCCAAAGAACGUGCCAGACUAGAGUCUAUCAAACAUCGAUUGGAAAAUCAACUGUCGACAAAUCUGUUGCGAAAACGAGAAAGCCUACAAGCGAAAAUUCAAGAUAUAACUGUCGAUGAGAAGCGGAAUAGUCUGCAGACGGAGAUGGCUGAACUGAAGUCAGUUAAUCAUCGUCUUUCGGAAAUUAUGACGAGACUAGCGGAUUUGGAAGAGUAUUUGAUCGAAUACGAAGAAAGUCAAGAGAAGUUGACCAGAGAGCUGGAAGAUUGUCAAGAGCAGCAGAAAGAUCUCGAGGCUCAAGUAGCAGAAUUCUCGAAACAGGCUGACUUGAUCUGUACAAAACAGUCGGCAAUGCAAGCGAAACGAGAGGAAAGCAUGAAAAAGAUUCGUGAGCUAGGCUCACUUCCGAUGGAAUCGAAAACUUACGAAAGUUAUUCACUAAAACAGUUGGACAAGAAACUGAGUGAAGCAUUGGAGCAAUUGAAGAAAUAUGAGAAUGUCAAUAAAAAGGCGUUGGAUCAAUACGUUCAAGCGAGCAGCAGAAAAGAAGAUCUCACGAAGCGAAUGGAUGAACAUAAAGCGAAUCUGAAGUCAAUCAACGAUUUAGUGACAGUGUUGGAUCAUCGAAAAUACGAAGCUAUCCAGUUGACGUUCAAACAAGUGUCGAAGAAUUUCCAAACUGUUUUCCAGAAACUCGUCCCGGGUGGAUAUGGCAAUCUUGUUAUGCGAAUCAGUCAUGAUGAAGAUUCCGAGCCGAGCGGCGAUCGACCCAAUUUACCACCCAUCGAAACAUUCACUGGAGUCGGUAUUAAGGUCUCAUUCACUGGUACUACGGAAACGCGUGAAAUGCAACAGUUAUCGGGCGGUCAGAAGAGUCUGGUGGCUUUGGCGUUAAUAUUCGCGAUACAAAAAUGUGACCCGGCACCCUUCUAUCUUUUUGACGAAAUUGACGCAGCGCUUGAUGCCCAACAUCGAAAAGCUGUCGCAGAUAUGAUUCAUGAACUGUCCGAAAACGCACAGUUUAUUACGACAACAUUCCGCGCUGAACUGUUGGGAACAGCCGAAAAAUACUUCGGUGUGCGCUUCCGCAAUAAGGUAUCGCACAUCGAUGUUGUAACAAAGGAACAAGCUUAUGAUUUUGUUGAAGACGACCAAACGCAUGGUUAA